GAACGCAAGAUAAUGAAAUAUGGAUCUUGGCCCACUAGAGGUUUCGCCGGAAAUCUCCGAAUCAAUAUCGAGGGUUAUUGAUUUGUUAAAAAUAGUGGGAGAUAAUUAAUUAAAGGCCUAAUUAAUUAUUAAACAUGAUAGAUAACCUAGUUUGCAAAAUUUUCUGUAGAUGGCAAACAACAACAACCCUUUCAACCUGCGAUAUGUUCUAGAAAAGGAAAAAUUAUCUGGAACCAACUUUCUUGAUUGGGAGAUGAAUCUUAAGAUUGUUCUCGAAUGCGAGAAAAAGCUCUACGUCCUUACCUCUCAGCCUCCCAAAGCACCUGAAGCGAACGCCCGUGCUGCAGAAAUUACUUCGUACAAGAAGUAUGAAGACGAUGCACGUGAUGUGAGAUGUCUCAUGCUAGCCACCAUGACCCCGGAGCUCCAAAGGCUCCAUAAGGACAUGGAAGCUAAUCCUAUGAUGACUCGCUUGAAAGGUCUAUACCAAGGCCAGGCUAGACAUGAGCGUUUCAAAAUCUCUGCGACUCUGUUUUCCAGUAAGCUGGCAACGGGUAACCCAGUUGGUCCCCAUGUUUUCAAGAUGAUCGGUCAGAUCGAAACUCUUAAAAAACUGGAGGCCCCGUUGCACCCUAUGCUGGCAACUGAUCUCAUCUUGGGAUCAUUACCAGCUGAGUAUAGUCAAACUGUAGUGAACUUCUACAUGAACAAACUAGAGAUGACUAUGCCUGAGCUAUUGAAAUUCCUCACAACUGCUGAGGAGAGUCUAGGGAAGGGCAAGGGUAAGUCUGUCCUGAUGGUAGAGGGCAGUACUAUUGCGAAGAAGAGUGGGCCACGUUCGCCGGCCGGGACCAAGCGCAAGGGUUCUAAGAAACCCAAGCCAGCAUCCAAAUCCUCUUCGUUGAAACCCAAAGAAGGAGCUAAGAAGAAGUCUGAUGUAUGCUAUUAUUGUGGCAAAAAGGGCCACUGCAGGCGCAAUUGCGCAAAAUUACUGGUAGAGAGGAAAGAGGGAAAGAAACCUCAAACCUCAGGAUCUGCAUGAACGUAGACAAUUGACAGAGGGAGAGAUACAACUAAAAGUGGGCAAUGGCGCACUCUGGGAGAAAGGUAGACCUCGAAGAUAUUCGAGAACCACAAGAAGAAGUCCCGAUAGUGUUGGAACCUGAGCAAAGAGAUCAAGCAAUUGAACCUCAAAUUGCUCAAGAUAUACCACGUAGGUCAGACCGGAUACGUAAUCCUCCGGUCAGAUAUGGAUUUCUCAUGUCUGAUGAAGGUGACGUCUUGUUGGUAGAUCAAGGCGAACCAGAGACCUACCUCGAGGCAAUUACAUGCC
Messenger RNA from Cuscuta campestris, 1333 nucleotides. The record is from the annotation of a GenBank genome assembly. NCBI's taxonomy places the organism in Eukaryota, Viridiplantae, Streptophyta, Magnoliopsida, Solanales, Convolvulaceae.